Histoplasma capsulatum G186AR is the source of this 1578-nucleotide messenger RNA. Its product is annotated as CBS domain-containing protein. Gene Ontology annotation, molecular function: protein serine/threonine phosphatase inhibitor activity. Lineage: Eukaryota; Fungi; Ascomycota; Eurotiomycetes; Onygenales; Ajellomycetaceae. Bases 1 to 1578 code for a protein of 525 amino acids. The record is from RefSeq and is a predicted model, not a curated record. The transcript is spliced from 5 exons.
AUGGCAGACCGCGGCAGCCGAUCAUCCGCGGAGGCUUCCAGGGACUCUCGUUCUAGCACAGAUUCACGCUCCCCAACUUCUAGCAAUACGCCUUUCCGUCUGGCCUCGAUAAGCCCGCUACAACCGCGCCAUAGCUUCGGUGAUUCGUUACGUGCUUCCCCAUCCUCUCCCAGAGCUCGCCGACAACCAUCACUAUCCCAAUCUGCAGUGCAAAGCCUCAUCGAUAAUCCGCCUUCCGGAAAUGCGGCAGAUCCGGCCUUUGCGGGCCGUGAUUGGACCCAGAUAUCGGUUGGCGAGCUGGUCACCCCGAGUGAUCUUCACUUUGUAGAAAUGGAUACGGGAAUCGAGGAGGCCACGAAUCCCAAAGAUAAAACUGCCAUUGGCACAUUCGAUUAUGCGGAUCUCAAUGCAUAUCUACUGCUUGUGGUAGGAUUGGUGCAACCAAGCGAGGAGCAUGUUGCGUCCAUGCGAGAGCUGGCGAGAAAAGCCAGAGAAGGGAAGGAAAUCCCGCUGAGAGACGUGAAAAACCUGGGCCUGAACGUACCCAUCACGAGCCUUACUCCCGGCGCCAGUCUGAUGAGAGCGGUUGAGACAUUUGGUGGUGGAGUUCAUCGGGUUAUCGUUGCGAAAGAAGAUACAAACGAGGUUGUGGGUAUCUUCAGCCAAUGGCGGCUUGUGAAGUUUCUGUGGGAAAACGGGCAGAGCUUUCCUGUCAUCGAUCAGCUGUAUCCGCGGUCUUUGGCAGAUCUGAGGAUAGGUUCGCAACAGGUAAUAUCGAUCAACGGAUACAAGCCACUAUCCGAAGCCUUGGAAUUGAUGAAUAGUGAAGGGAUCUCCUCAAUCGCAGUCGUCGACAACCAACUCAACGUCGUUGGAAACAUAUCUGUUGUUGAUGUGAAGCUACUCACCAAAUCAACAUCCCUUCCUCUCCUAAAUAACACUUGCAUACAUUUCAUCUCUGUUAUUCUAUCAACCCGCGGCAUGCAUGAGGGUAAAGACUCGUAUCCGGUUUUCCACGUUCACCCUCAAUCGACGUUAGCCCACACAGUGGCAAAGAUAGUCGCUACAAGAUCCCACAGGAUGUGGGUAACCGACCCUCAAUCGCCGGCAUCGUCAGGACCUUCCACUCCUUCCCACUCCGCCAUUCACAUCCCUUUGAACAGCCCAUCCGUCAUACCUCUGUCGCCCCAAUCGCCUCCUGCAGCUCCAUCUACGUCCUUGCUCACUCCGGGAACCUCGUCAAAUAAUACUUGGAGCCUCCCCCCUCCCACUACGCCGCACCUUGCGCAACCCUACCACUCGACGCUGAUAUCCCCCGCUGGCCCACCACAGUCGAUGUCCACAUCGAUUCCAGCCGCCUCGCUACCCGGUGCGAGGCUGUCUGGCCACCUCGUUGGCGUGGUAAGCCUAACUGACAUUCUCAACCUGUAUGCCCGUGCCAGCGGGCUAAGCCCCGCCGACCCGAGCAUAUACCGUAGUCAGCGAAGGCGAAGCAGUAGCUCGAGCCUAGGCAUACGGAAAAGUGGAGAUAUCGGGCGGGACAUCGGUAGGGAUGUCUGGAACCGUGGAAGCACUUAG